Molecule: messenger RNA, 1776 nt
Organism: Acomys russatus (golden spiny mouse)
Lineage: Eukaryota; Metazoa; Chordata; Mammalia; Rodentia; Muridae
Gene: Proc
Product: protein C, inactivator of coagulation factors Va and VIIIa
Biological process (GO): blood coagulation; proteolysis
Cellular component (GO): extracellular region
Molecular function (GO): calcium ion binding; serine-type endopeptidase activity
Source: RefSeq, a predicted model, not a curated record
CAGAGCUGGGAGUCAGAAAACCUCUUAUUUGUUUGUCUGGGGAGAGGGCGGUUCAGCACCAAGAGCUAAGCAAAUAUUUGUGGUUAUGGAUUAACCUGACUCCCAGACUGACAUGGCAGUGCCUGGACGAAAUUGCAGUUUCUCCUUGGCCCACCCCUGUGUCAGCAGCUUCAGGAUGUGGCGACUCAGAAUCUUCCUGCUGUUCAUGGCCACCUGGGGAAUUUCUAGCACACCGGUCCAUCUUGAGCCAGUGUUCUCCAGCAGCAAGCAUGCAAACCAGGUGCUUCGGGCCAAGCGUGCCAACAGUUUCUUAGAGGAGAUGCGGCCGGGCAACAUGGAACGGGAGUGUAUGGAGGAGAUCUGUGACUUUGAGGAGGCCCAGGAGAUUUUCCAAAACGUGGAUGAAACACUGACCUUCUGGAAUAAGUACUUCGACGGUGACCAGUGCACAGCUCCGCCCUUGGACCACCAGUGCGACAGCCCAUGCUGUGGGCAUGGCACAUGCAUCGACAGCCUGGGCAGCUUCAGCUGCAACUGCGAUAAGGGCUGGGAAGGCAAAUUCUGCCAGCAGGAGUUGCGCUUCCAAAACUGCCGGGUGAACAACGGCGGCUGCUUGCACUACUGCCUGGAGGAGGGCAGCGAGCGGCGCUGCACUUGCGCCCCGGGAUACAAGCUGGCAGACGACCUCAUGCACUGCAAGGCCACCGCGAGCUUUCCCUGUGGGAAGCUGGGGAGGUGGAUGGAAAAGAAACGCAAGCAAGUCAAAACCAAACGGGACACAGACCCAGAUGAUGAUGAACAGGAUCCAGAUCCAAGGAUCGUCAAUGGGACGCUGACAAAGCAGGGCGACAGUCCUUGGCAGGCUAUCCUUCUGGACUCCAAGAGGAAGCUGGCCUGUGGAGGGGUGCUCAUCCACACCUCCUGGGUACUGACGGCGGCCCACUGCAUGGUGAACUCCAAGAAGCUUACCGUGAGGCUUGGUGAGUAUGAUCUGCGACGCAGGGACCACUGGGAACUGGACCUGGAAAUCGAGGAGAUUCUCAUUCACCCUAACUACAGCCAGAGCACCAGUGACAAUGACAUUGCACUGCUUCGCCUAGCCCAGCCAGCCACUCUCUCUAAAACCAUAGUGCCCAUCUGCCUGCCAAACAUUGGCUUGGCAGAGCGGGAGCUCACUCAGGCUGGCCGAGAGGCAGUGGUGACAGGCUGGGGCUAUCAAAGUGACAGAGAGAAGGAUGGCAGAAGGAACCGAACCUUCAUUCUCACCUUUAUCCGUAUCCCUGUGGCCCCACGAAAUGAGUGCAUGGAGGUCAUGAACAAUGUGGUCUCAGAGAACAUGCUGUGUGCAGGUAUCCUUGGUGAUAGGAGAGAUGCCUGUGAUGGUGACAGUGGGGGACCGAUGGUGGUCUUCUUCCGGGGUACCUGGUUCUUGGUGGGCCUGGUGAGCUGGGGUGAGGGAUGCGGGGAACUCAACAACUUUGGUGUCUACACCAAAGUGAGCCGCUAUCUUGAAUGGAUCCAUAGCUACAUUGGGGACAAGGAUGCCUCCUCCCUUAAGAGCCAGAGGCUGUAGCACCCCUCCCUUCUAAUCUCUGGACCCUAGAGGCCACUCUUGGCUAGGCUAGUGAAUACCAAGACAGAGGACAUUAAAGGGGCAUACAACAAACAUACCCACCCGAGUUCUUGUCUGUCUUUCUAUCCUUUUGAUGGGCUAUUCUGGUGGAAUUUUACAUUAAUUGGGCAUCUGGUAUACACCAGGUGUUUUAUGAAAAGAAC